This is a messenger RNA of Zasmidium cellare ATCC 36951, 1530 nucleotides long. RefSeq lists its product as uncharacterized. NCBI's taxonomy places the organism in Eukaryota, Fungi, Ascomycota, Dothideomycetes, Mycosphaerellales, Mycosphaerellaceae. Gene Ontology annotation, molecular function: spermine transmembrane transporter activity; spermidine transmembrane transporter activity. Bases 1 to 1530 code for a protein of 509 amino acids. The transcript is spliced from 6 exons. The record is from RefSeq and is a predicted model, not a curated record. Gene Ontology annotation, biological process: spermidine transport; transmembrane transport; spermine transport.
AUGGCAAUGAUGGAGCCGGCAACGCCACAGAGCAAUUUCGAGGGCGAGAAGGUUGACACCCAGCCGAUGAAAGACAUCGACGAAGAUGUCGACUUGGAAGCUACUCAGAACAGAUCUGGAAUCCCAACAGCGACCGACUGGUACCCCGAUGCUGCCAGAGACCCGGCGAACCCGCAGAACUGGUCGAUGUUGAAAAGGGUAUUUCAUACCGCGGUGCCCACGAGCAUUGCUUUUUUAUGUCCAUUCGGGUCGUCAGUCUAUACACCAGCGAUAUCUUCCAUCAUGGCGGACAUGGGAGUGAAGCGAGAGGUUGCUUUGUUGCCUUUCGUUUUCUAUCUUCUCGGGCUUGCUUUUGGACCUGUCCUUGCUGCUCCUCUCAGCGAGACUUUUGGUCGAAGAAUCGUCUACAUUGGAGCUCUGCCGUUGUUCGCGGUCUUCACGAUAGGGGCUGGCUUCUCGACCAACAUCACUUCGCUUAUCGUCUGUCGAUUCUUUGCCGGAGCCUCGUCAAGCCCUGGGUUGAGCAUUGGGUCCGGCACCACAGCAGAUGUGUGGCGUCCAAAUGAACGAUCAGUCCCCAUGGCUAUUUUCGUGACGAGUGUUCAAAUGGGGCCUGUGUUUGGACCACUGAUCGGUGGUUUCGUGGUAGAGAAACGUGAUUGGCGAUGGACCCAGUGGAUCAUGUUAUUUGGCUUGACCAUUGUCCUCGCUAUCACGCUAUUCAUGAAAGAGACGUACAAGCUUACGAUCCUGAAAGCCAGGGCAAAGCGACUGGGUAUACAGGGACCAGCAGAGCCUCAACGAACAAAAGGUGAAUUCAUCGCAUACUUCGCCAAAAAGACCCUUUCCAGGCCCAUCCACAUGGUGCUGACAGAGCCGAUUGUCACUUUCUUCGACAUCUACACCGCCUUCACGUUCGGGUUGCUGAAUGCAUUCUUCGCGGCUUUCUCCUGGGUCUUUGAGAACACAUAUGGAUUUGAUCUGGGUAGCACGGGAUUGACGUAUCUUGGGCAAGCAGUCGGCAGUAUUGUCGGUCUUGCCAUAAUACUCUACUAUUCCCAAUACCGAUGGGCAGAGGAGACGAGGAGACUUGUCGAGGUUGAUCCAAAGGCCAGGCUGCCUUCAGAGAGGAAGCUCAUCAUCGCCAAAAUCGGUGCGCCGCUACUUCCGAUAUCACUCUUCUGGUUCGGUUGGACAGCCAGGCCUUCUGUCCAUUGGAUCUCGCCCAUCAUCACGGAGGCUUUCUUCAGUUGCGGCAACCUGCUCAUAUUCGUCUGUGCCCUGAUGUUCUUACAGGACUGCUAUGGAUCACAAUACGGCGCGUCCGCAUCAGCUUCGAACACCUUCACCCGCUACAUCGCAGCUUUUGCCUUUCCGCUGUUUGCAGUUCAGAUGUUCGAAGCGUUAGGUAACGGAUGGGCCUGUAGCCUGUUGGGGUUCGUAAGCAUAUUGCUCAUACCCAUACCGUUUGCAUUCGAUCGAUAUGGAGAACGCAUCAGAGCCCGGAGCAAGUAUGUGCCAGAGGAAUGA